This is a messenger RNA of Striga hermonthica, 177 nucleotides long. The record is from the annotation of a GenBank genome assembly. Lineage: Eukaryota; Viridiplantae; Streptophyta; Magnoliopsida; Lamiales; Orobanchaceae.
CAUUACAGAUUGUUCACUGGCCAAGCUGUGAACUUGCAAAAGUCAGCCAUUUUCUUUAACAAGAACACCCCUGAGGCUGUUAAACUCUCUAUCUGCUCCUCCCUCAGAGGCAUAGUUACCCACAGAUCUACCAGAUACCUUGGGUUACCCCUUAGUAUUGGCAGAGCCAAAAGAGAA